Messenger RNA from Colossoma macropomum (tambaqui), 2576 nucleotides. RefSeq names its product arf-GAP with coiled-coil, ANK repeat and PH domain-containing protein 2. NCBI's taxonomy places the organism in Eukaryota, Metazoa, Chordata, Actinopteri, Characiformes, Serrasalmidae. Gene Ontology annotation, molecular function: protein binding; GTPase activator activity. Bases 53 to 2527 code for a protein of 824 amino acids. The record is from RefSeq and is a predicted model, not a curated record. The transcript has 24 exons. Gene Ontology annotation, cellular component: cytoplasm.
GCAGCGCGUGCAUCCCGGUUCUGUGUGCGUGUCCGCUCAGCUGCGCGCGGAGAUGAAGGUGAUGGUGGACUUUGAGGACUGUCUGAAGGACUCGCCCCGGUUCCGGGCCACCAUAGAAGAUGUGGAGGGGGACGUUGGAGAACUGGAGUGCAAACUGGACAAGUUGGUUAAGUUGUGUAUCGGGAUGAUCGACGCAGGCCGAGCCUACAGCCAGGCUAACAGACAGUUCGUUAACGGGGUCAGAGAACUGGCCCUGCAGUCCACCAGAGACGACGUUAUCGGGUCCAGUUUAGCUGCGUUCGCUGAGACUCUGCAGGAGAUGAACAACUACCACACAAUUUUGUUUGACCAAGCUCAGCGAUCAAUCAAAUCUCAGCUUCACACAUUUGUGAAAGAGGACCUAAAGAAGUUCAAAGACGCAAAGAAGCAGUUUGAUAAGGUGAGUGAGGAAAAGGAAGUGGCACUGGUGAAGAAUUCUCAAGUUCCCCGAAACAAGCAGCACGAGGUGGAUGAAGCUACCAACAUCCUGACCACCACCCGCAAGUGCUUCCGGCACAUCGCCCUCGACUAUGUCCUGCAGAUCAAUGUUCUUCAAUCCAAGAAAAGACUAGAAAUCCUCAAAUCGAUGCUGUCGUUCAUGAAUGCCAACUUGAGCUUCUUCCAGCAGGGCUACCACCUCUUCAGUGACCUGCAGCCCCUCAUGAAGCAGCUCGGGGGACAGUUGGAUCAGCUGGUGGUGGACUCAGCCAAGGAGAAGAGAGACAUGGAGCAGAAACAUUCAGCCAUCCAGCAGCAGGCUGCCCUUCAGGACUUUUCCACUGAUGACACGAAGCUGGAGUAUAACAUAGACACAGAGAAUGGCAUUGCUAUGGAGGGUUAUCUGUUCAAACGAGCCAGCAAUGCCUUCAAAACCUGGAACAGGCGCUGGUUCUCCAUUCAGAACAGCCAGCUUGUGUAUCAGAAGAGGUUUAGGGAUAAUCCCACCGUAGUGGUUGAGGAUCUCCGGCUGUGCACGGUUAAACAGUGUGAGGACGUGGAGCGGCGAUUUUGCUUCGAGGUCGUCUCUCCUACCAAGAGCUGUAUGCUGCAGGCUGACUCAGAGAAGCUCCGUCAGGCCUGGACCAAAGCUGUGCAGAACAGCAUCGCCACCGCUUACAGAGAGAACGGAGACGAGCCUGUUGCCCCGCUGGACCGCCAGGCGUCGGUGUCGGUGGGCAGUCUGGACUCUCUGGGCGAGGGCCGGGGUCUGAGGGGUGAGAGCGCUCUGCACCGUGUGCUGGCCGUCAGUGGGAACGAUCGCUGCUGUGACUGUGGACAAACAGAGCCACGCUGGGCCAGCAUUAACCUGGGCAUCACACUCUGCAUCGAGUGCUCCGGAAUACACAGGAGUUUGGGUGUUCAUAACUCGAAGGUUAGAUCUCUCACUCUCGACUCGUGGGAACCAGAACUGCUCAAGCUGAUGUGUGAGCUGGGAAAUGGAGUUAUUAAUCAGAUCUACGAGGCUCGCCGAGCAGAGAUGGGCUGGAGGAAACCGCAGCCGGGAGACCCCAGGCAGGAGAUUGAAGCCUACAUCCGAGCCAAGUACGUGGAGAAGAAGUUCGUACAGAGGCCUGGGACCCAGGAGCAGAGGUCGAAGGUCAUGGCGCUGAGUAAACACGACAAGCGUCUGAAGGGCAGCGUGGAGUUCCUGCCCCCCCGCCCGCCCCCUCCCACGCCCAAACUCCGCACCGCAUCCAGCACCUCAGCACCCCUUAGUGGCCAGGAGGUGCGGCGCGACUCGCUUUUCUGCCCAGACGAGCUCGAUUCUCUCUUCUCCUACUUUGACACUUCCUCCAAGCUGCGGAGCUUGAGAAGUGCGGACAGCGGCAUCCAGAACAGCGCUGACGGCAGCCGAGAGAUGCUGGCCUCCACGCCGUCCAGCAACAGCCUGAGUGAACCAGAGCUGCAGGAGGAGUCUCCGGUGUCCCUGCCUCAGCGAGACCCUCCGCCCGUGUUCUCCGAGCUGACGGAGUUGUGUCCGAGUCUGCUGCUCUACUGGGCCUCGUGCGCCUCCAGCCUGCCGGACAUGGCCGAGGCCUUCGCCCUGGGAGCCGACGCCAACUGGGUCAACCCGGAGGACCAGAACCGCACCCCUCUGAUGCAGGCAGUGCAGGGGGGCUCUCUGGUCACCUGUGAGUUCCUGCUGCAGAACGCUGCCAAUGUGGACCAGCCGGACGCUCGCGGCAGAGCAGCUCUCCACCACGCCACCAUACUGGGCCAUACAGGGCAGGUGUGCUUGUUUCUGAAGCGUGGAGCUCGACAGGGGGCAGUGGACGUAGACGGACGAACUCCUCUGUCCAUCGCUGUGGAGGCAGCUAAUGCUGACAUCGUCACCCUGUUGCGUCUGGCUAAGAUGAAUGAGGAGCUGAAGGAGUCAGAGGGCCCGUUGGGUCAGCCAGGUCAAUACGUCCACUCUCAGAGCAACGCGGAGCAGCAGUACAGGAAGUGCAUUCAGGAGUUCAUCUCUCAGCAGCUGGAUGAGUCCUAAUGAGUCCACAAUAACAAACACCACAGCUGUGUUAACACCUGAUACCUCA